Trichoplusia ni (cabbage looper) is the source of this 6407-nucleotide messenger RNA. RefSeq lists its product as uncharacterized. The coding region runs from base 414 to 5003 and encodes 1529 amino acids. Gene Ontology annotation, biological process: mitotic chromosome condensation; meiotic chromosome condensation. The transcript has 22 exons. Gene Ontology annotation, molecular function: histone binding. The record is from RefSeq and is a predicted model, not a curated record. NCBI's taxonomy places the organism in Eukaryota, Metazoa, Arthropoda, Insecta, Lepidoptera, Noctuidae. Gene Ontology annotation, cellular component: condensed chromosome, centromeric region.
AUAUAAAAGCAUUGAUUUUGACAUCUGUAGUGAACCUACAUCGACACUGGCGCCAACGGGUGAUCACAAAAACCGUGGUCCUCUCCGUAAAUCAUCGAUUUCUUCCUCGGUCAAAUGUCACGCUGUAGAUGUGAAGUGUCACUGUCAAUUCGGUGUUAGCGGCUCUAGAUGCAUUAUAGUGUUAUAUUUACAUUUUAAAAUAUACAUUUGAACUCUGAGUCUUUUAUGCCUUUAUGGUGUGAUUUGUGGCUGUCGUAUGGGGAAUGGAUUUGGAAAUUUGCAGAAUUUGGUUUGUAAGCAGCCAGUGCAAUAUCUAAAUUGUGUGCGAUCAUUACACGAAACUGGCAGAAAAUGACAUAGAUCAAUAAUAUUGAAGAUAUAUAAAAACAGACUGUGUGAAUAAAGUUAUAAUAAUGGCUUCGGUUGUUGAAGAAAUAUGUAAUUUACAAAUACACUUAAUUGACGCUGGGUGGGCUGAAGCUAUCUAUGAAGCAGAUUUUCUUGAGUUUGGUGAUUUACCAACAGAAUUUGAAAACAAUCUUGAAAAUUUUGACUUGCAAGAGAAUUUCUUAGCCACAAUAAAGUCUAUUGAUCGUUGGCUAAGACCAGGAGUGGAAACUGACGAAGAGAGGUCUUGGAUAACAUUGUCACAGUUAAUUCCAUACAAAAAAUUAGUAGCUUUGUUAGCAUAUUACAUCAAUUAUGGAUGUAAAAAUGUUCAAAACUCUGAUCUUAUGACUUAUGCGCUGCUGGCGUCACGCGUUUACUAUAAAUUGUUGUCAAUUCCUGGGUACAAAGGAUACCACAUUUACCACUCACAACUAUUUGCUAACUCUCUGGCAUGUCUUGGCCUUCCGAGAGUAAUGAGUGAGCAGGAAAGUUUUUUCAAUGCCAGAGAACUAACUAGAGAAGUUAACGCAGUGAUUAAAGAAUUACGCUUUUUUGUUGUUGACCUGCGAACUACAGUGCAAAUCCUAAAGCUUACACCAAAUGAUUUGAAUUUCGAGGAUAUUUUAUCUAGUUUGGUUGAAGUCACUGGUGGAGGGGUUGCCAACAGGUUGAAUGUCGAUAAAAUCGACUUAGGGUACAUAACGGGUGUUGUUUAUACAAUAAUAGAUAUUCUAAUAUGCGAUCCCUAUGGUCGGCCUAACGCAAGAGCUAUCCAAUUUCUUUUCAAAUGUCUUCUGCCGAAGCUUAUCGUUACAUCUACAGAUCAUCGGCAAAGUGUUGUGCAGGCAUCAUAUGUGACUUAUUCUGGCGUGCUAGUCAGCAAGUUUGGAAAGGCGGCAUUGGAGAGUUAUUUAAUUCUUUUGGAGCAUCUUUGUUUCAGCAUAGAUCAUUUGGAACGUGCUGAAAUUCGGCAAAGCCGUGUAUCACUUGUGGUUGGUCUGAUGAGUCUUCUACCCUCCAAGGCUUAUGGCAAGUUUGUUAACUGGCUAAUACACCUGUCGGCCAGUGCUAAAAUACUACAUCGUCAUAUUGCCAUCGAAUUGCUGUGUAAAUUAUUGCAAAACGCACCCCAGGAGCCGGAUAAUGGAGAAGCUGAAAAUGAAGUAAAUGAUGAGCGCGCUGAACCACAAGCAGGCACUAGCAGCCAGACUGAUCUUCAACCACAACCAGGCACCAGUCAGCAGCCUGACUUUCAACCACAACCAGGCACCAGCCAGCAGCCUGACUUCCAACCACAACCAGGCACCAGCCGACAGCCUAAUCAUGAACCACAACCAGGCACCAGCCUGCAAACAGAUUUUCAACCACAACCAAGCACCAGCCGGCAGCCUGACCUCGAACCACAACCAAGCACCAGCUGGGCGCCUGACUUUGAACCACAACCAGGCACCAGCCGGCAACAAAACUUUGUUCCACAACCAAGCACCAGCCGGCAGCCUGACCUCGAACCACAACCAAGCACGAGCUGGGCACCUGACUUUGAACCACAACCAGGCACCAGCCGGCAACAAAACUUUGUUCCACAACCAAGCACCAGCCGGCAGCCUGACCUCGAACCACAACCAAGCACGAGCUGGGCGCCUGACUUUGAACCACAACCAGGCACCAGCCGGCAACAAAACUUUGUUCCACAACCAAGCACCAGCCGGCAGCCUGACCUCGAACCACAACCAAGCACGAGCUGGGCGCCUGACUUUGAACCACAACCAGGCACCAGCCGGCAACAAAACUUUGUUCCACAACCAAGCACCAGCCGGCAGCCUAACCUCGAACCACAACCAAGCACCAGCUGGGCGCUUGACUUUGAACCACAACCAGGCACCAGCCGGCAACAAAACUUUGUUCCACAACCAAGCACCAGCCGGCAGCCUAACCUCGAACCAGAACCAAGCACCAGCUGGGCGCUUGACUUUGAACCACAACCAGGCACCAGCCGGCAACCAGAUUUGCUGCCACAACCAAGCACCAGCCGGCAGCCUAACCUCGAACCACAAACAAGCACCAGCUUUGCCUUUGACUUUGAACCACAACCAGGUACCAGCCGGCAACCUGAUAUUGUGCCUCAACCAGGCACUAGCAGGCAGCCUGACUUUCAACCACAAGCAGGCACUAGCCAGCAACCCGAAACGGGGCCACAACCAGAAACCAGUUUGAGACCUUAUAUUCAACCGCCUCCCAGCUCUCACCUUGUACUGGAACGACCUUACACAGUGACCAUGGACGAUGAUAGUAGUCAAGAUAGUCAAAUCCCGGCUGAGAUUGAACUAGGGAGAGAAGAGGAGAUAGUAGAUCUACUGCGUCAGCGUCGCCAUACAGUCCCACACGCUCAGAUACUGCGCGCCAUGUACGACCGCGCAGAGGACGUGUCGGGCACAAUACGUACGCGGGCACUGGCUAUACUUACGGAGUGUCUUGAAAACCACAGCCCACACAUGAUCAAAGCUGUAAAGGAGUUGCGCGGGCCGGGCCCGGUGUCGGCGCUGCUGGUGGCGGGCGCGCGCGGCGUGGGCGACGAGCGCGCGGCCGUGCGGCGAGCCGGCGCCGGCUAUCUGCAGCGACUGCUGGCGCACCCCGCCUCGCCGCCGCCCUGCUGCACCGACCUCACCCUCUUGGCAAAGCUGUGUCGGGACGCAAGCAUUAUAGUCCGAACAGCUGCUAUUACAGCUAUGAACGACCUUGUAGUGGCAAAAUCAAGCGACAUUGUGGUCGACAUGUUUCUGAAGGCCUGCAUGCCUCAACUUUCCGAUCCUGAAACCAAGGUCCAACAUCAAGUUGCGUUGAUCAUGCAGCACCUGAUAAUGGAUCGCUUAAAGAAAUUCGAUGGCCCUGGAAAGGAAGAUCCACUGCCUUGGACUAUCCUCGCGGGCGUAGCUCGGAACAACAUGAGGCGGCACCUGCAGAAGGCCUGCACAUUAAUCAAAAAUGUUAAUAAUGGCUUCAAUUACCGUACAGUGGAUACGCUGAGCACGCAUUUGGGAACUUUGGACGACCAACGAGACCUCCAGUGUCUGGUUUUACUGUCUUGCGUAGCUCGGUACAUCGAGUACUCAAAUAUAGCUUUCGUACUCGACUAUUAUUAUGGACUGGCUGAGAAUGAAGAGGGCCGUGAAGCUCGCCUGAUGCCUUUAAUCCUGGAGGUGAUCUCCGUGUGGUCGCCAUACCUGCUGCCGCUGGAGCGCUCCACGCUACGGAAUCAUCUCGUACGCCGGCUCGCAAAUGCAAAGAACGACGGAUGUCGAAUAAUGUGCGCGUCGCUAGCAACGCAAUUAGACUCCAGUAACGUUCUCUGGGCUGCAGAACUGAUGCAAUUGUCGGAACGUCGUGCAGUGACUACGUUGGACUUGGAGGAAGCGAUCCGCGCCGCCGACCUGUCCCUGUUGGCCCCCAUGCCGCCUUCGAACGCACUGCUCGACAUGUUCCUUACAAUGCUAGCUGAACCACCCGCUGGGUGGGACGAGCAGAAGCUGGGCAGCGCGGUGGCGGGCGCGGGGCGGCUGUGCCUGCGCUCGCGCGCGGCGGCGGCGCGCGUGGCGCCGGCGCUGGGCGCGCUGCUGGGGCGCGCCGCCGCCGCGCUGCCCGCGCGCGUCAACGCCGUGCUCGCGCUCGCCGACAUCUGCACACGAUACACGUGCAUAGUGGACCCUCUGCUAGAAUCGGUGUGCCGCUGCCUCUCAACGAACACACCGUCGCUACUGCGCAUAACAGCCGCACGCACAAUGACACGGCUUUUACUCGGCGGAUUUCUUCGACUACGCACCCCGCUAUACUACAGGUACUGCGCGCUACUGGCCGACGCAGAUCACGACGUGCGCGAGCCGGCUGAGUACUACGUCACCAGCUGUCUCACCACAGAUGCCAUAUAUCACCACUUUGUUGACUGUGUUGUACAUUAUAACACCGAACAUCCAGACUAUAAAAUAGAACACGACGCCCGCCAACAGAUCUACGACGUGAUGCUACAAAGGAUGUCUUUAGUACAGAAGUUGAACCUUCAAUGUCGGCUGGCCCGCGAUAUCAUAGAACAGGCGGCCGAAAUGAAUGACGAGGGCUACGAAGAGCUGCCAACAUCCAUGGAUUCCGCUUUACUGGAUACUAUCACAAUGCUCAUUGGACCAAGGAUGAAACUGCCAAAAAAACCCCAACCCAAUGCUGACGGUGCUGAUAUCGAAGAGCUACAAGAACGUGUGAAAAAUAACAUCGUCUCUCAUAAAAUGAAGCGCACUGUAGCAGAGAUCUUAGUGCCAGCAGUGUUGAAACUGUAUUCACGUAUGAAUGACCGCGGCGGUCAAACCGGCAUUUAUAUUGUGCGGCUCGCUAACGAACUCCUCGUUGAAUAUCAGCAAGAGAUUGAAGAGUCUAUCGAAAACGACGAAGAACUGAUAAAGCGGGUCCGCGACUACCAGAGGAAUAUUGGUUUGGAACCAACGUUCGGUAACGUACGCAACCUGGUGACGUCAUCGGCGCCGCCGGACCCCGAGACCCCGCACGGGCCGCGCCGCCGCCCGCGCCCCGCGCACAGCGCCACGCCCCGCAAGCGCGCGCUAAGGAUAUAAACACGCUGUAGUACUCACUACUUUACUGACCGGUUCACUAAACCGCGGAUAAUUUUGAAUUUUAGGAUGUGUGUGUGUCUAGUGUUGGGUAGCCCAGCAUAUAAAUUUUCUUUUCUCUACAUCUCCCGUCCUGUUGUUCAAAUACUUGGUGAUAUGAGGCGACUAACACUUGUGCUCAGCUGAUUUGUUGGCUAAUACACAACUCAAGAUAAUAACUACGUUGGUUGUUUGGUACAUAUCAAUUAUAUCUAGUUUCUGACAUUUUGUAUUCGCUGUGCAUUCCUGUUGUCGCAUGACUUAUCAAUAUCAAUAUGUCAAGUUUCGCCACUAAUAAUUGAGCUACAGAAUUCACGGCAUUAUAAAUAUUUAAGGUUAAUUUUAAUUACUUUUAGCCGGUACAUAUUUAUGUGUCUUUACGCUAGAACAGCUUAUCAGACAGGCAGCUGAAGCUAGGUUGGUAGGUGUAACAGUUGCCGAAUCUCAUUGUCAUGUACUAUGUGGAUAUCGGGCAACGCCCAGUUCUUGCAAGAACAAGACUUCCGACUUUAUAUGUAGGCAAGAUAUUAAAAAUCUAGGAUGAAAUGAAAAUACACGAUAUCCAGAUUAGCCAAAGAGAAAUGUGCAAUAGUACCACACGGCUUGAUUAAUCAAAUCAUGUGAGAGAAAAUUAAAAGGCUAUAGCUUAAGGAAAAUUAUAAGUAUUACCAUUGGGUAUUGCAGUAAGUUAAGUAUAAGAAAUAAGGUUUAAAAGUAGGUUACAUAAAUGGUGUAAUGAGUAAUCAUAAAAUCUACUUUAUAUGUAAUCAAUACCGAGACUUACAUCCUGGAGUGAUUAGUGCAUCAAUGCACAGAAAGCAGGGAUAGUUAUAGGGAAAUAUGAAUAGAUCUAAUAUAAUAUAUUGGAAAAAAUAUGUAAUAUUUCUAAAUAAUCAUGAAUCAUGAUAUUAUAUGCAUGUCUUUUCAUUGCAUAUACUUAUAUAUCUUAAAGCACAGGUUUGCAAUUAUUUCUUAAACCUGCUGGAUACAAUAUGACAGGCUAUACAAUAAGCCUUUAAUAAUAAGGGUAGCACGCCACUGAUUCGAUUCUCGAAUAAUUUGUAAGACGCGAACACGUCCUUUGAGCGUAUACUGUCGAAUAUUCUGUAAUAGUAUUGUUAGUGAAUAUAAUCUACCAUUUAAUAAAUGUGUAAUCUGUCUAGCAUUUCGAUGUACAAUUUUAUUUUGUUAAAUCUUAUAUUAAUAUAUAAAAAAUACUGUUAAUAACAGAUUAUACUUCAUAAAUUUUGAAAAAGUUAUAUAAAACAUAGCAUUCGCUUAGUUUAGUAUUAGAAAUGAUAAUCUAUAGCAAGUUUCAUAUCAAGCAUGUAAAACGAAACAUUUAGAAUUAAAUUCGAAUAUAUUGAA